GUUCAAGAUUCCACAGCGCCGAUCGCCUGUGAAGGCGAAUUCCGUGGAGACCGUUCUCGCACAACGAGAGACAGCAGAUAAGAAGCAGCUCAUGAGCUCCACAGGGACUGAGUUUUUUCCUUCAGGUUCCUCAUCUACGUCCUCGACGACGACACAAAAUACAGCAACGGUCGUUGGUACAACUUCCUCCCAUUUGCUACGACCUCCAAACCCGAAGUUGUCAAGCGGUGGCACGACAACGGUAACGAGCAACAUGUUUCCUGCCAAGGAACAAGGGUCGUCCAGCAAAUGCAGUAAGACCGGUUUGAAUAAAGCUCUGAAUCAUCU
Messenger RNA from Amoebophrya sp. A25, 327 nucleotides. The record is from the annotation of a GenBank genome assembly. NCBI's taxonomy places the organism in Eukaryota, Dinophyceae, Syndiniales, Amoebophryaceae.